This is a messenger RNA of Rhagoletis pomonella (apple maggot), 536 nucleotides long. RefSeq lists its product as uncharacterized. NCBI's taxonomy places the organism in Eukaryota, Metazoa, Arthropoda, Insecta, Diptera, Tephritidae. The record is from RefSeq and is a predicted model, not a curated record.
CUUAUUACCUGCAACAGUGUCCGCGCGAUGAAGAAUAUGUCAACGAAUGCCUGCGUGACAGUGGCAAUAAAUUGGUGCAUUAUCUGCGGCAGGGUAUACCUGAAUUGGAUAUUUACGAGAUUGAACCAGUUGUCAUCGAUGAGAUUGGCAUUGUGUUGGGCAGUGGACCGGACGGUUAUCGCGCCCUAUUCCGCAGUAUACAAGCGUAUGGUGUUAGCAACAUAACUGUAACAAAUGUGCGUUCCGAUUUGGAGACUUUGCAAUUUCAGUUGACUUGCGAAAUUCCACAUAUUAAAGUUCGUGCUCAGUAUCGCUCUACGGGUGUAUUGAUCUUAGUGAAAGCCUCUGGUGCUGGUGAUUAUUGGGGCGAAUAUGAUGGCGUCAAGGCGAAAAUCUACUUCAAAGCAACUCCCAAUGUGGCUGACGAUGGGCGUACUUAUCUUACAGCCGAACAGGUCAAAAUGGAUUUCAAUGUUAAAGAAAUUAAAAUGGGCGUAGAUAAUAUUGCCAAUGGCAAUUCAGUGAUACGUGAGUAA